GUUUGACUUUGAAGAUACGAGUCCAAGGCAAAACCUUGUAUCGUAAAAUAUAACUUAGUAGUUUUCUGUCCGAAUUUCAAACCACAAUGAUGAAACUGUUCGCUGACUACAGUUUAAUCAUAUUUCCAGCAAUUUUCUACUGUUUGACAAUUUCCUCUGUUUCUGCCGGUGACUGCAUUCGGCGAUACUAUGGGCAAAGUAGUUUUGUCUGUGUGUGCAAUGCCACCUACUGUGACAGUGCGCCAAGCGUCGAUGGACCCCUGUCAACUGGCCAAGCCAUAGUCAUCUCAUCCACUCGAAAUGCUUCAAGGUUUCAAUCGCUCUCCUUGCAAUUUGACAUUCCUUCAAACGAAUCCACAGAUUUCCAGAUAACAGUGAACGCUUCGAAAACCUACCAAGGUAUCAUCGGAUUUGGCGGAGCCUUUACAGAUGCUGCUGGUAUUAACAUAGCAAAACUCUCGCUUCCAGCUCAGGAUCGUCUUCUUAGUUCGUAUUUUGGCACGCUCGGCAUCGAAUAUGGAAUCGGGCGUGUCCCUAUUGCUGGGAGUGAUUUUUCCACGUACCCUUACUCCUACGAUGACUUCCCAGGAGACACGACUCUUUCAAAUUUCAGCUUGACUGAAGAAGACCUCGUCUUCAAGAUCCCGUUCAUCAACUGGGCCAAAACUAUCAGCUCGAAACCAAUUAAACUGUUUUCAAGCCCAUGGAGUGGUCCUGCCUGGAUGAAGAGUAAUAAUGACUUCUCCGGCUUCGGCCACCUUCUUCCGGAAAACUAUCAACCAUGGGCAGAAUACUUCGUCAAGUUUUUUGAAGAAUAUCAGAAGCAUGACGUUAAUUUUUGGGCACUCACCGCUCAGAAUGAGCCCAAUAACGGGCGAGUUCCAGGAUGUUCAUGGAAUUGUAUGGGUUGGAGCCCCGAAGAUCAGGCGUCGUUUGUAGGCCAAAAUCUAGGUCCAACAUUGGCUAAUAAAGGAUUUGGUGACGUGAAAAUCAUGGUAGUGGAUGACCAGCGGACGUUUAUGCCUAGCUGGCCCCAAACGGUACUAGCAGAUCCUGAAGCCAAUAAAUACGUCUCCGGCUUCGGCGUUCAUUGGUACGCAAAUAAUGUGGUGCCACCUUCCGUUUUGACGUCCACACAUGAAGCCUUUCCUGACCGGUUUAUACUUGCUACAGAAGCUUGCAAUGGACCCUAUGAAGAACCAGUCAUCAUGGGUUCGUGGGAACGGCUGGAAUCUUAUGCACAUGACAUAAUUGAGGACCUUAAUCAUUGGGUUGCCGGUUGGGUGGACUGGAAUCUUGUUUUGGACGAAGGUGGUGGACCAAACUGGGCUGGAAACUAUGUAGACGCACCGGUUAUUGUGAACAACACUGUAGACGAGUUCUAUAAACAGCCUAUGUUUUACGCAAUGGGGCAUUUCUCCAAGUACAUCCCUGAAGAUUCCAUCAGGAUUGAAUUGGAAAUAAAUGAGAGCACAAGGAGCUUGUUUGUAACGGCUUUCCUACGUCCAGACGGCAAACGUUCGGUCGUUAUUUUAAAUCGCUCAGAUGAAGAAAGGACGAUUUCGUUGGCGGAGACUGACCGAGUCGAUGGAACGCUUACAUUGAUUUGCCCAGCCCGAUCCAUCCAUACGAUUGUAUACGUCUGAAAUCUAUUGGACGUCGAACAGAAUACCAGCACACUGAAACGGCUUCCGGGUUUUCUAACAUAUCAAUAUC
Daphnia carinata is the source of this 1716-nucleotide messenger RNA. RefSeq names its product lysosomal acid glucosylceramidase-like. Lineage: Eukaryota; Metazoa; Arthropoda; Branchiopoda; Diplostraca; Daphniidae. The record is from RefSeq and is a predicted model, not a curated record. The transcript has 11 exons. Gene Ontology annotation, biological process: glucosylceramide catabolic process. Gene Ontology annotation, molecular function: glucosylceramidase activity. The coding region runs from base 87 to 1646 and encodes 519 amino acids.